AUGAGGGUGUUGGCAUAUGAGACAUCAGGUGAUGUAGUUGAUGAAUAUUUAAGAAUGAGUAGAUCCACAACAAGGGAAGCUCUCAUGUACUUCGUAGAUGGUGUCAUCUCAUGUUUCGAUAACGAGUACCUCAGAAAGCCUAACGAAGCUGAAUUGGCAAGACUACUCUAUACAUUGGAGAUCAACGUGGAUUCUCGGGUUCGCUUAAUGAUAUUAAUGACAUAUUAUCUCACUGAUGGAAUAUAUCCUUCAUGGAUUGCAUUGGUCAAGUCAGUUACAUCUCCCCAAAUGCGGAAGCACAAGUUGUUUGCUCAAGUUCAAGAAGCAUGCAGAAAAGAUGUUGAGCGAGCAUUUGGAGUUCUACAAGCUCGUUUUUUUGCAUUUAUUCGACGACCAUGUCUUGUUUGGGAUAUAAUGGGACGAAUUAUGAUAAAUUGUAUCAUCAUGCAUAAUAUGAUAGUUGAAGACAAACGAGAUACAUACCAAAAUUAUUAUGAUCCUACUGAGUUUCUUAACGACAUGCUCACAAAUCGACAACAAAAAGCACUACAAAAGAUGGUGGUCAAUCAACUGAAUUCUCUACUGAGCGGAUUUCAAACCUAUCUCGUUAUAUGGCUAACAGAGAACAACUUCGCAAUAGGGAAGCUUAUAACGCUCUAA
This is a messenger RNA of Cynara cardunculus var. scolymus (artichoke), 660 nucleotides long. RefSeq lists its product as uncharacterized. Lineage: Eukaryota; Viridiplantae; Streptophyta; Magnoliopsida; Asterales; Asteraceae. The coding region runs from base 1 to 660 and encodes 219 amino acids. The transcript has 3 exons. The record is from RefSeq and is a predicted model, not a curated record.